Meleagris gallopavo (turkey) is the source of this 3812-nucleotide messenger RNA. The record is from RefSeq and is a predicted model, not a curated record. Lineage: Eukaryota; Metazoa; Chordata; Aves; Galliformes; Phasianidae.
UUCAGUACUCCUGUGUCAGUUCUGUAAACCUUUCUGGUAAACAGUUCAAACUUACAAAGGCCUGAGCAUCCUUACCUGCCACUGCAGUUGCCUGGGAGUUGAGAGAGGUCAGAGCCUGGCUCAAAGUACAGGAUGUUUUUUCCCUGGUACUGUAUCUUCCUGCUUUACAUGUUAUGUAUGGUUUGUUCUGACUGUGCUGUGUGUUCACUUUAGUAUUUUUGCCAUUCUUUUUCAUUUUAUUAGCGCCAUGCCCUAUCACUUUUCCCCUCAUUGAUUUCAAAACAAUGCAUCUGCAGAGAGAAGGGGAGGAUCCAUUUCCUGCUUUCAAAUCUUGGCAGGAAGACAGUGAAUCUGGAGAAGCUCAGCUUUCCCCGCAGGCUGGAAGGAUGACUAAUCAUCCAUUGGAGGAGGACUGUCACCCGAUAUUGUCACACCGUAGUCUGGACUUUGGGCAAAGCCAGCGUUUCUUACAUGAUCCAGAAACUUUAGAUUCUUCAUCCAAAGCACUUUCUUUUGUUAGAACACGAAGAGCAUCCUUCAGCUCAAAAGAUGACAAAAGGGAAGACAAGACGCCUUAUCAGCUUGUCAAGAAACUACAGAAAAAAAUAAAGCAAUUUGAGGAACAAUUUGAAAAAGAGAAGAACAGUAAGCCCUCCUACAGUGAUAUUGCAGCCAAUCCAAAAGUUUUAAAAUGGAUGACUGACCUUACCAAAUUAAGAAAGCAAAUAAAAGAUGCAAAGCAGAAGAGCUCAGAUGGAGAAUUCAUACCUCAAACACGUCCACGAAGCAACACUCUACCAAAAAGCUUUGGUUCCUCUCUUGACCAAGAAGAUGAAGAAAACGGAGAUGAGAUGCGGGUUGUGCAGAAAGAGAAGAAGCCCACCAAGGAAGCUACACUUGAACUCAUUUUGAAAAGAUUAAAGGAAAAACGAGUUGAGAGGUGUUUGCCAGAAGAUAUAAAAAAAAUGACAAAGGACCAUUUGGUAGAAGAGAAAACAUCUCUCCAGAAAAGUCUCCUGUAUUAUGAAAGUCAACAUGGACGACCGGUUACUAGAGAAGAAAGACAUAUUGUGAAGCCACUUUAUGACAGAUACAGACUUGUAAAACAAAUGUUAACUAGAGCAAGCAUUACUCCUAUUCUUGGUUCACCAUCAACCAAGAGGCGGGGGCAGAUGUUACAACCCAUCAUUGAAGGUGAAACUGCCCACUUUUUUGAAGAAAUUAAGGAAGAAGAGGAGGAAAGCGAUGGUUUGUCUGCAGACCUGAAUGAUAUCUUAAAAUCUGCUGUCCAGACACAGUCUGUUUUAAGCCCGGUUGAGAACUCGGAGUCCGAUGUUGAAGAUGGUCAAGAGAAGCUGACCCGGGACCUUAGGCUGUCAAGCACCCGAGCUGCUUCUAUGCCUGAAUUAUUGGAGCAGCUGUGGAAAGCCAGAGCUGAAAAGAAAAAGCUACGCAAGACAUUACGAGAAUUUGAAGAGGAGUUUUAUCAGCAGAAUGGAAGGAACGUACAGAAAGAAGAUCGGGUUCCAAUGCUUGAUGAGUACAGGGAGUACAAGAAAAUUAAAGCCAAACUUAGGCUGUUAGAAGUCCUUAUCAGCAAACAAGAUUCUUCAAAAUCAAUUUAACUUAGGCUUCUCCAAACCAUUGAAUAACAUUUUGCUUAUACUACCACUGUACUUACUGAGUGCUUAUGUUCAUAUAUCACGCACUGUUGAAAGAAUACAGUUUGUGCACUUUAUUGUGGUGCCACUCUAAGUUGUUUGAAGGGUAAGUAGGUUCUGUCUAGAGAGCAAGUAAGAUCUGUAAACUUGAGACUGCGCUAUCCAACUUUAGCAAACACAGUUUCCAUCAAUUUAUUUUGUAUUGGAUGCAUCCACCUUGUUCUAAAACAACAACCAUAGCAUUUUGUUCUUUGGCAUUCAAGAACUCUGAGACUUUUAUUACCAAACUUUUGCAUUGUAGAAGAAAUUACUUAUAUUGUAAUGCUAUACUGAAGUACUCCUGUUGCCUAUUUUAUUGUAGGGGGGGAAAAAGGCAAAUUAAAAAUACAUCUCUCUUUUCCUGGAAUGUUUAAAAGCCUGUAAUCCCUUUCAAAGAACUGCUGUGGAACAAGUUCAAUUUCGAGUAAUCUAAAUUGCAUCUAUAACCAUAAUAGUUAACAUCUAUGGAUUUUGCUUGGUAGUGGUCACAUUUCCACCUAGAUCAAGAUGACAGUGGACGAACGAGAAAGUGACCUUACUUAGUGUCUUUUAAAAGUUGGAAAACUGAAAAGUUAUAUCACAUGCUGCCUACAGGACUUACAUUACUGUCGUAAAUCUUAUUGGUUCUUGUUUAUCAGCUAGUGGUGGCAUAGUGUUUUGUCUGAAUUGGAUACUGCAUCUCCUCUUUCAGCAGAUUUGAGGAACUUAAUGCACGUUACAGUGUAUGAGAAAGGUGAUGUUGCUCAGACUUGUGUAGUUCCAGCAGAAAAGUGCUGGCUUAGGUCAGUUAAAAAUCCUCAGUACAUGAAAUAAAUAUGCUAUCAAGGGCUAAAAUCAGCAUGGUUAAUGUGCACCACAGGGUGAACUGACAGCUUUGAGUGAAGAAAUUACUGCUGUUUAUCACGGUUUUGUUUUACAGUUGGAGAAUAAAAAUAUCUAAUCUUUAUGAUAUAAGCAAAACAGUUUAUGGGCCUUGCAUGAUUUAGCUUCAGAGUUGAAACUAAAUAAUGUUUUGAGUAUCACAUCUGCUGUGCUGAAUGAUGAUUUAGCUAGCUUUAUGCUCUGCAGCAGCCAUCAGCAGCUGGUUUUGAUCUGGCAAAAUCUAAGUGUUAAUUUUAAUUGGUGCUUUCUCAGUUUUUUUUUUUUCUUCAGUGUAUCAGUUUGGUCGUGGCCAUGUUUUGCAUGCACCUACUCUCACUGCAUGUUUUUAUGACUGGCUAAUGUCAACAUAGCUAUUAUUCACACUGCUUUAUGAAAGACCAAAAAUGAACUUUCUCCAAGUAAAAAGUGGCUAGCAUGUAACCUCAUAGACUUGUUAUUCUGUCAUGAAGCAUAUGAAAUAGAUUGAAAGUAGCAUUUUAGUGCUCAGGUUUCAUCUGUGUACUGUAGAAUACUUCCUGUUUUGUUUUAUUCUGCUUGUAGACAUGUAAUUUUGGAAUUCAGAAGAAAAGCACUAAAACUAUUGAGCACUGGUGGUAUGCCUUUUUUUUUAAUGGCAAAAUGAUCUGGGACCGUAGGGAAUUAUGAGGUUAAACUAGUCUUGAGACCAUUUAUCAAUUUUAUUCAGUUUCAUUGUGCAAUGUACACUUCAGUUCCUUUUCUAUCAGUCUGCAGACACGGGUGUAUCCAAACAUUGAAACUAAUGUGUACUGUAUAGCGUUGUACAUGAAUGUUUGUGUUUUAUAUACCACAUGCAGAAUGUCAAUAUGCACUAUUUAAAUGUUUUAAAUAAUAUAUUCCUCCUUUAUAAUGCUUAAAUCUAUAUGAUUCCAAUAUUUUUAUAAGUGAGUGAGUGAUCAGACUGAUUCCAAUUCAGAAUUAACAGCUGCUUUGUGUUUGUUAUGCAGUGUUUGGCUGUUUAUUCAGUAUAGUAGAUAAGCAUGGCAACAGUUAUGCUAUGAGUGUGUUUUGUGCCAUCCUUGUUGAGCAAUAAAUAAACGGUAGAAUUAGGCAUUUUGUGAUAUAACAGUUUUACUUUGGUAAAAGCAAAACCUAUAUAUCUAUAUGGAUAUAUAGAUAUGGAAUAUAUAUAUAACUAAACCAGAUGUAAUUGCAUUGCUAUGUCUGGUGCUCAUUGUAUAGACUUUUAUAAUAAAAAUACCUUAACCUUUA